This is a messenger RNA of Trichobilharzia regenti, 573 nucleotides long. NCBI's taxonomy places the organism in Eukaryota, Metazoa, Platyhelminthes, Trematoda, Strigeidida, Schistosomatidae. The record is from the annotation of a GenBank genome assembly.
AUGGCUGAAAGAUUACCUAGGCACUUUAAAUUUAUAAGUAUUUACGUAAAUGCAAUGAACAAGUUACCAUCAGAUGACGAGUUAGAUGCACUUGUACUGGACCACCUUGAAAAUCUGUCUAUCAUACUUGAUCUGAAUCAUCAUUUGGAAGAUUCUUUAAGUGAGGGUAGGCUUUUGUUGGCUAAGACAAGACAUAAUCUUCGAGGAAACAGUUGUUCAGUAUCUGCAACUUCUUAUAAUCUAAAUGAAAUGUCUAGUCGAGGAGCAUCUUUUCGUGCUGCAGUUAUCGAAGAGCCAUUAGAACCUGUUUGUGAUACGAAUUUCAAAACUGUUCGUUUUCAAUUAAUUGAUGAAUUGGCUAGUAACAAGUGGGAUUCUAGCCCAUCAGCUGACCCAAUCCGAUGGUUUUCUGGAGUACUAGUUCCCUCUAGCUUACGUCAUGCACAGUCCUGUUUUCGUCGUGCUGUAAAUUUAUCUCUGGAAUUGGCUAGCCGACGGGCAAAACUUGAGGCAUCUUCUCAACAGAUCAAACAUUUGAUUAAGUUAAGAACGGCGGCUGAUCUAGCCACCUAG